AUGGAGGGGGUAGAGUACUCCGCUAUUAAGUUAUCAAUCACACCCGCCUUUUCAGUUCCCUCUACCCAUGGGAAGCUGCAAAAGAUGAAGAUGUUCUUGGUUCCAAGAUUUGGUUUAUUGUUUCUUGUUGUUUCUUUGAGCUGUUCAGUUUUAGCUCUGCCUGAAAAUGGCCCUUCUAGAGAUGCUCUCAAGUAUAUCUUGGGGCAGGAGAAUUUAGGGCCGUUGAAAAAUGGAAUCUCCGAGGCUGUUGCACAAGCACCUGGGCCUUCUGAUGACGGGUCUAAUAACACGCUUGUAUUGGCGGCAAAGAGGACAAAUCGACCGGACAUUCUUCAUGGAUUAAAGCAUUAUCGACGAGGUUGGAAUAUCACUGACAGCCAUUACUGGGCUUCUGUUGGUUUCACAGGUGCUGCUGGUUUUAUUCUGGCUUUCCUCUGGUUUUUCUUGUUUGGCUUGGCCCUUGUAGCACAUCAUUGCUGCAAAUGGAGGAUUAACAUUAAAGGCAAAGGAUCAAACAGAUCUCAAAGGAUUUGUCUCAUAAUGCUUAUACUAUUCACUUGUGCUGCAGCGAUUGGAUGUAUCCUUCUCUCUGUUGGGCAGGAUGACUUUCACAGUGAAGCUAUGAAUACUCUGAAAUAUGUUGUAAACCAGUCAGACUACACUGUGCAAACCCUGAAAAACGUUACGGAGUAUCUAUCUCUUGCGAAGACCAUCAAUAUAGCCCAGCUUGUCCUUCCUACUAAUGUCAUGGAUGAUAUUGACAAGUUGAACAUGGAUCUCAAUGCUGCAGCUGAUACACUGACUGAGAAGACUAGAGAAAAUUCUGCAAAAAUAGUAAAAGUAUUCAAUGCUGUGCGGUCAGCAUUGAUCACAGUGGCUGCAGUGAUGCUUAUCCUGGCUCUGCUUGGUUUUUUGCUGUCUAUCCUUGGACACCAACAUGCAAUUCAUAUAUUUGUAGUGAGUGGGUGGUUGUUAGUGGCAGUUACCUUCAUUCUUUGUGGAGUCUUUAUCCUUCUCAACAAUGCAAUUUCCGACACCUGUUUGGCCAUGGAAGAGUGGGUGGAAAAUCCCCAUGCAGCAACUGCCCUUAGCAGCAUUCUUCCUUGUGUUGAUCAAAGAACAACAAAUAAAACACUUGUCCAGAGUAAAGAAGUCGUCAAUGAUAUUGUAAAUGUUGUCAAUACCUAUAUAUACACAUUUGCAAAUGCAAAUCCAUCCCAGACUGAGUAUAAUUAUUAUAACCAAUCUGGACCUUCCAUGCCUCCCCUGUGCUACCCAUUUGACUCUCGUUAUCAAGAUCGGCAAUGCGAGCCCCGAGAGGUGUCUAUGGCAAAUGCAUCUGUGGUUUGGCAAAGCUACACCUGCAUGGUUUCAGCAUCUGGGCAGUGCACAACUGUUGGUAGGGUGACCCCUGACAUCUAUAGACAAUUGGUGGCUGCGGUUAACGAGAGCUAUGCUCUUGAGUACUACACCCCGGUUUUGCUCAGCCUCCAGGAUUGCAAGUUUGUCAGGGACACAUUCCAAGAAAUUACCUCGAGUCAUUGCCCUUCAUUGGAGCAUUAUCUCAAGAUUGUAAAUGCAGGGCUGGGCUUGAUCUCAGUAGGAGUUUUGCUGUGUCUCGUUCUCUGGAUACUAUAUGCAAACCACCCCCAAAGGGAGGAAGUGUUUGCGAAGCUAUCCUUACCAAUAAAAUGCAGCGGUGGCUGUACGAGUGUUAAGAUAGGUUCCAAAAAUAAUGAGAAGAAUGAUUCAACAUUGUCGAAUACUAGUGUAGUGUAG
Messenger RNA from Dovyalis caffra, 1779 nucleotides. The record is from the annotation of a GenBank genome assembly. Lineage: Eukaryota; Viridiplantae; Streptophyta; Magnoliopsida; Malpighiales; Salicaceae.